Molecule: messenger RNA, 2574 nt
Organism: Prosopis cineraria
Lineage: Eukaryota; Viridiplantae; Streptophyta; Magnoliopsida; Fabales; Fabaceae
Source: RefSeq, a predicted model, not a curated record
AUGAAGAAAUAGGAUCACACUCCGAUUCGGUCACUCGUUUUUCCUUACCUCCUACACUAGCAAAGCCUCGUCUUUCGCUGUUCGUAUUAAUGCUUUCAUCGUCAUUACAGGAGUCCUAUUCGACGAUCCCAGUGCGAUCGUAGUGGGCAGUUUAAUAAUCCUCUCGCUACUUUCCACUUUGCUUCUUUUUUUUUUUUUUUUAAUUAUUAAAAAAAAAACAGAUAAACCACUAUCUCUAAGAAAGAAGACUAGAGCUCGUCAUUACUCUUUUGCUGUGAAAGUUACUUCAGUUUCUUCUUGCAAACCCUAAAUUAUUGAUUUUCCUUCCCCACACACGUAUAUGAAAAAUUGCACUGACGCAAACUAAAAAUUUCGUUUUCAAUACUUCCUCACCAUUCAAGCCAGAAAUGGGUGCGCCCAACUCUUACCUAUUUCACCAAACCGGCGAUGGAUCCUAACCCACUUCACCGGCAUUGCUUCAGAUGGGAAAGGCCGAAGAAGAACAGCCUUUGCCUUCCAGUGUUGCCUCCAGUGAUCCCGAGCAGAAUGUGGAGGCAAGCUGUGGGUGUAGAUGUUCAAAAAUUCGGAAAUUCAUUGGCCUCAGAUGUAUUUUCGUCCUGCUGCUAUCUGUUGCUGUCUUCCUCUCUGCUCUAUUCUGGUUACCCCCAUUUCUUCGGUACGCAGAUCAGAAGGAUCUGGGUUCCGAUUCAAAAUAUAAAGGUCAUGAUAUUGUUGCGUGUUUUAUUGUUAAGAAGCCAGUCUCUCUGCUGCAAGACAACAUUUCACAGCUUGCGAAUGACAUUUUUGAUGAGAUAUUAGUUCCCUCUACCAAAGUGGUUAUAUUGUCUCUUGAUCCCCUGUCUGGCUUAAACAUGACCAAAGUGGAGUUUGCUGUUGAUCCUGAUAAUAAAUACUCUGGAAUGUCUUCAGCUUCUGCUAGUUUGAUAAGAUCAUCUUUUGAAUCUCUGAUUUCAGGCCAAUCAGUUCUCAGGCUGACUUCGUCCUUGUUUGGAAAUCCCUUAUCUUUUGAAGUGCUAAAAUUGAAGGGAGGAAUUACUAUAAUUCCUAAACAGCAUGCAUUUCUUCUGCAGAGGCCACAAACUCUAUUCAACUUUACUUUGAAUUCCUCUAUUCGUGAAAUACAGUCAAAUUUCAAUCAACUGACAAGUGAACUGGAGUCUGGACUACAUCUGGCAUCGUAUGAGAACUUGUAUGUCAUCUUAUCGAAUUCUGAAGGUUCAACAGUGGCUGCUCCUACUAUUGUUCAAUCAUCUGUUUUAUUUGCAGUUGGGAAUGGGGAUACUCCAUCAAGGGAGAGAUUAAAGCAACUGGCAAAAACCAUCACAGGAUCUCAUUCAAGGAACCUUGGCUUGAACAACACUGAAUUUGGUAGGGUUAAGCAGGUUCGGCUUUCAUCUAUCCUGCAACACUCCCUUAAUGGUAGUGAUGGCAAUGGCACUUCUAGGUCACCAGCUCCUGUUCCUCUGCCUCAUCCACACCACCACCACCACCACCACCACCACCAUCACCACCACACUCACCACCACCACCACCACCGCCGCCACAAUGCCCAUCUUGUUCCGGCAACUUCACCUACACCAGCACCUGAAAGUGGGAAACAAGCAACUCCACCUGAAGUUGGUUCUCCUGCAGCUGCAAAAAAUGUGCCUCCAGAAGGGAGUAGUUCUCAAGCUGAGCCUCCUGUUUGUCAAUUUGGGCAUAGAAAGAGGUCUUCCCAAAAUGCUGGAAAGCAUCCUCAUUUGACACCUGCGGUUGCACCUAACAUUGCUAAACACUAUCCCGUUGCCUCACCAAAAAAACAAGUUGAACCACCAGGACUUGUUUCUCGUUCAGUACCUGUAUUAAGUCCUUUGCCAAAUGUAGCUUUUGCGCAUGCUGAGGCCCCCCCUAAGACUGAAGCAGCUAGAGAACGUUCUAGCACACAUUCUCAUGAGCCAUUGCCAUCUCCAUCUUCUGCAGCUACACAUGGGACUGAGAAAUGGACAACUUUAAUAUUAGUAGUACUUUGUGUUACAUGUAUAACAAAUGACUGAACUGUAUUAUUCGGACAGACAAACUAGAGUACUAAGAAAGUGAGCUACGCGAAAGGGCGAGCAUCACAUCCGAGUGGAUAUAAGUUGUCAUUAUGUAUGUAAAUAGUUGAUUGAAGAGGUCCAGACGAGACGAUGCAUGCAUUUUGAGGUCAAAGACCAAAUGGCAGGCCCUAAUGACAUGCAUUGCCCCCUGUAUUGUGUACCCUAUAACGCAGAGGGGAUAACACGAAAGGAAGAAGGAAGCAACCGAAUUAGCCUUGUGUCUCUCACCCUGUUAUCCUCUCCUAAUUCCAUCUGUAUGCUUCUCUCUACGGGUGAAAGGGGGGAAAAAAAUGACAGUUGGGUAGAUAAAUAUGUUGGCCGAACUUGACCAGAAUGGUCAUUUUCUAGAGGCAACGGAAUGCAUUUUUGUCGUUGUGAUGUUAAUGCUUGCUUUCUUAUCUCUCCCAGUUCUUGGACAAUGUGAACAGAGUAUAUAAAUAAUUGCUUCACUGAAAUAUCUCAACUUUGUUGGCUUAAA